Messenger RNA from Lineus longissimus, 1632 nucleotides. RefSeq names its product nicolin-1-like. Gene Ontology annotation, cellular component: nucleoplasm. NCBI's taxonomy places the organism in Eukaryota, Metazoa, Nemertea, Pilidiophora, Heteronemertea, Lineidae. The transcript has 8 exons. The record is from RefSeq and is a predicted model, not a curated record. The coding region runs from base 183 to 956 and encodes 257 amino acids.
UACAUUGGUUUCUGUGAAGUGAAGUCUGUUCCAUAUUUCAUUUCAGCUCUCACUCACAAUCCCAAAUUAUCUAGGAUGUAAACUCGUUGUUAUACGUUUACCUUAUUUGGUCAAGAAUCCUUUGACACUACAGACUGUCACUUAAUUGUUAUUUGUCACGAAGAGAAACUGAGAAAAAAAGAAUGACUUCUCAAGGACAAGUUCCAGUCAACUGUGUGGUGAAAUCCCCUGUCCAUAUCAAAAUUGGUGAUUAUAAAACUGAGUUCCAUAGUGGAUGUGCCAUCAUGGAUAUCAAAUUUCCAAAUGUUUUUCGUGUCGAGUCUAAGCCCAUUAAGUGGGAGCAGAUGAUCUGGGAUGAGUUAGACAACAUCCGGGUCGGUGAGAUUGUAUUCAGAAACUAUUACACAGCAAGUGUGACUGUGAAAGCCCGAGAGAAGGGAACUAUGAUUGAUGGAGCAGGUACCAAAUGGCGGACCCUGGUUCGGAAUAUGACUCUGAUGCCAUAUCCUCACUGUGAGGAGAAUAGCCAGAGUUAUUUUACUAUCAAGAAAAAACAGAUGCUGUUCGAUCCAGCUGGUAUCAACGGUUUGAGAUUCAUUCUCAGGCAGCCUUCACCUGUUUGGAAAGAGUUCAAACUUGAAGAAGUCAAGAUCUACAAAAGCACAUCUCAGGACUUACCAGACGUUCACAUCCCGCCUUGGGUCAUAAAACAACUUGUGGACAAGGACAAGGAUGAGAAAGUCGAUGGGGAGGAUGAGGAGGAGGAAACCAAACAUAGGACCAAAUCAAAUGAGAUCAAAUACAUUGAGGGUGUGCCCCAUAUAGAUGUCGUUACUGAAGGUUUACAACAGCUGUGGGCAAUGACACAGCAAGUCAAAGCUGCACAGACACGCACUGCCCUUGGAAGAUAUGAUGUUGAUGGCAGCUACGAGAUUAACUUGUUGUCCUAUACGUGAUACUAGUCAGAGGUCCACUAAGAAUGAGACUUGUGUUAGAAAGCGGGUUUCUGGGACUAGAGGCUCUUUGUUCGGAUCAAGUAAUGGACUUUCAGGGUCAUCAGAGGGAGUUGAAGUUAAACCUGUCCCUGGGCACACACACACGAGUCGGCGUCUCAUUGUUUAUGGUGUGGCCCUCUAAUCACUUGGCCUACAUGCAGUAUAGAUGUACGUAUCACAUGUAUAGGCCAGGACUUGUAUGACUACAAGUCACAGUCAUGUCGUGGUUCAAAAUCUCCAGAUUCAUUCAAACUUCUGUCCCGUGGCAAUACUGAAUACAGCAAGAACAUGUUAGUUUACAAAUUUUAUUCAAUGUAAAUGUACAUAACAGACAUAGUAAAUUAUUUUGUGAAGAAUGAAUGUUUUGACUAUUCAAUAAAGAAGAAAAUGUCACAGAAAUCUGUUGUCUUGUAUUUAGAUUCAAGUACCCAGUUCCUGAUGGAUCUAUCUACUCAGCAAGAUCAUACUAAUAGGGUCAUCUAUGAAGAGGCACUUGCGAAACUCACAAUUACAGUGAACACAACACUUUGAAAGCAUUCUGCUCUACUCCAUGAUGCAAAAGUAACCCCUCACUUGACAUGCAGUCCAGAAGAGGGGCAGCCAUCCAUCCAUCGAGAAGUAGACUUACUGCAAGAAA